CCGUCUCCCCGCGUUUCGCUCGCCCGUAACCCCACAGAGGUGCCUGCCAGCUGAGGCCUCCGGGCAAGCCCGAGCCCGCCCCAAAAGCGGAGGGCACAGCUCGGCGGCUCCCCGGCUCCGUCAUUUCGCCUCCCAGACACAUGUGACGUCGCGUCGCCCCUGGAACGCGCCAGGCCAGGUUCUCCGGGCGGCUGUUCCCUCUAGCGACCGCCCCAGCCAGCGGCCUCUUUCGGAGGCGUCCGCCUGCCGCUCCCUUCCUCCGCUCAGAGCAGCCGCCGCCGCUCCUCCCCCGGCUCAGCCUCAGCCUCCCCCCCCACCGCACUCGGCCGCCCGCUCGCUCCCGCGGCGCAGAGACCCAGACCCGGAGCGCGCACGUUGCCGCCGCGGCUCCCUGCAGCUGCUUGGCCCGCUCGGCUCGGCCAGGCCCGCUUCCCCGCCCGUGGAUCUUUCCGGCUCGCCUUCCCUCUCGGUCUGCCCGCCUGCGAGGAAGGCAGGAAAAGCGGCGGCGGGGAGGGGCCGCAGCGCCCCGCAAGGACCGGCUCCGACCCUGCUUGAGCUCGCGCUUCCCGGACCAAGCGAUCUCCCUCCCCCCCUCCCCAGCGUCACCCCUCUCCGGAUCCCACAGCAGAAAAUGAUGCAUCCUGUUGCCAGUAGCAACUCCCCUUUCUGCGGGACUGGAAAAACAUCUUGCCUUAAUGAUGACAAUGGGACACCCACCGAUCAGUUUGAUUUAUAUUCCGCACAGCAAACCAAGUAUAGCCACACAGUCGGGCACAAGCCAAUACCAUGCCAGAGACAAGAUGCAUUAAAUGAACCACAUUUGCAGACCACAAGUAGCAGAAAUUUAGAGGCGAAAGAUGAACUAAAAAAAAAGAAAAAUCUCAACAGAUCUGGAAAACGUGGAAGGCCUUCGGGGACAACAAAAUCAGCGGGGUACAGAACGAGCACAGGUAGACCACUCGGGACCACCAAAGCAGCUGGAUUUAAGACAAGUCCAGGUAGACCCUUGGGCACAACUAAAGCUGCAGGUUACAAAGUCAGCCCAGGGAGACCUCCUGGCAGCAUUAAAGCUCUAUCACGGCUUCCAAAUCUAAGUUAUACUUGUAGCACUGCAGCUUUUCCUUACUCUGUGGUGCAUAACAGAGGAGUACAUGCUACUGGUGAAACAAGUAGCAAAAUCAAACAACCCACUGAAUAAUAUGUAUAGGUUGAUAAAUAUUUCUUCAGUAAUCAUUUUUAAAUUAUCUGAGUUGUGGCAUGUUUUUUCACUUCUUUUGUAACUUUUUUCACAACUUCCUUUCUUAUUUUUUUUAAAGGUAGCAUAUCAUAACCAUAUAAUGUUUCUUUGUUUACAAGUGGAAUCUUCAGUGAUGCACUUGUGUAUUUUCAAAAAGUAAUUGCAAAUAUUCUGAGUGACAAAAAUUAUUGCCUAGUCAUUUUAGUUGAGGAGCUGUUAAUUCAAAUAGCAGAUUUCCAGCUCCCUGAUUUUUGAAGAUCACAACAGAGACUUGAUUAAAACACAUCAGAAUAGACUAAUAGAAACCAAUCAUUCAGGAUUGUCUUAUAAGUAACAGUAGUUCUAUAAAUUUUGCAAUGUAUAUGAUUCUUUUUUUCUUUUCUUCUUUAAAUAGGAAUGAGUAGAAAUGAAUUUUUUCCACAAUUGCUGGAAUUUAACACGGACCUCAGAACUUGUAGAUAUGUCAAAACUUCGAAGCUAUAUUUUUAGGAAGUUAUCAUUCCAGGCAGCCAUUCAUUGAAGUGCUAUCAGUUACAAGUAAUUCAAAUACUUUGUUAAAGAAAUAGUUUGUAUGCAGCACCUGAUCUAUAAUCUAAGUGCUACUUUUCCAUUACAGUAUGGAAUCUCUCUCUUGGAAGUGCUAACUAUUGCACACUGAGUUACGGUUUAUAAAGCCUAAGACUAUACACACCAAAUUAUAAAUAAUGAAAUAUCAGAAUUUUUUAUGAAUCUUAAAAGUGCUAUCAAAUAUGCAUUUAAUGGGCAUAAUGAAGGUUAUCUCUGAGAUUUUAUUCCCUUAUUAGUCCAAUUAAUUUGAGUGAUAUAUAGCAUAAGCGAAGUUUUAGAAUUGCCCUGUAUUUUUCAAAAUCUGUCCGGAAACAUACAAGUUCAAAAUGACUUUAAUAUCUGCAUAGCUGGCAGCCUUUUUUUAAAAAGAAAUUUUUUUUUUAGUAUAAUUGAAAAUUAUACUUUUCAGAUAUGUGAUCUUCCCAUUUUUAAAAUAAUUUUAUCAGUAUAAAACUUCUGGAGCUAACUGAGCAUAUAUUUACCAAAGGAAGACAUUUCAUGGUUCAUAAUUGGAAAUGGUACAGAUGAUGCACAAGCAAGUUGUGAUUUGAUGUGUUUAUAGACACCCAGAUAUAUAACAGACUUUAGGAAUAUAUCUAUGCAUGGAGGUGCAGAAUGAUAAAUAAAAUUUCUGAUUUUUGUGCACCUAAAAUAAAUGUUCUGCUUUGAGCUGGGUAUGUGUUAUUAUUUUUAAGAUUGUAUAUGAGUGUGUACGUAUGUAUGUAUGAGAGAAAAAGGGGGAAAGACAGAAAAAGAUAGACUGUAUCUACAGUAUUACACAAAUUGCAUUAUAAUUGACCAGAAAACACUCAAUAUUAAAUAGAUUUCAUAAUUGUUAUUCCAAAACUAAGUUUACAUUUAGUUAAUUCUUAAAUAUUUUAUCUUCAGAUUCACUUGAGAGAGGUUGUAAAUAUUUGCAACUUUCAUUUGGAAUAGACCUCUUUCGCAUUACAUACAAGUGAAAAUUAACAGUAUUGAAUUUUUUCUUUGUAAGAUCAAGGUUGUAGUCUGCUGACGUUUUGAUGACAGCUCAGAUUCCAGUAAUGACAACUUAAGAAAUGGGUGUCAUUUCAUGCCUUUUUGAUCAGGAAAAAAGCAGCAAGCCUUCAGGUGUUCCAGUGAUGCCUAACUCAUAAUUAGCUGGACUUUAUCCUAUAUUUUAUAACAGAGUAUUGAAUUGCUUUGAGGGUACUUUGUACGCACUGGCAACCAUGAACCUCAACAGUACUGGAAGGCUUUUUAGUCAUGUAAACUAAGGCAGCUAAACUGCUACUAAAUUGUUUUGUCUUAUUUUUGCUCAAGCUAUGUUUCCUUGAGAAACUUUGGAAUUAUCAGUUUUUUACUUUUUUCACAGAGGUGCAACUUUCGAUACACAGUGCUUAUGUGA
This is a messenger RNA of Ahaetulla prasina, 3191 nucleotides long. It is a transcript of the gene C2H5orf24, whose product is annotated as chromosome 2 C5orf24 homolog. NCBI's taxonomy places the organism in Eukaryota, Metazoa, Chordata, Lepidosauria, Squamata, Colubridae. Bases 632 to 1198 code for a protein of 188 amino acids. The transcript has 2 exons. The record is from RefSeq and is a predicted model, not a curated record.